AUGGAAGAAGAGCCUUCAGUCACUAUAAUAGGAGAAAAUAAUAAUACAAUAGUGAGAAUGGAUGAGUCUACUGCUGCUCAUAUUUUGAAGAAAAGAAAGGUAAAGGGUGAUUCUAAGAAAGUCAAGUUGGAUAUGGAACUUAGAAUAUUCCAUAUUAGAAAAUCAAAAAAUGAUGAUAAUUAUGAAAAAAUAUUAUCAGAGCUUGAUGAUAAUAUUCGUAAAACAGAAAUAUCCCUAGGUGAAAUAAGAAAACGAGGAAAUAAGGCAUUAAUAGUCUGGAUAGUAUACUCAUUAUUAGCAUAUAUUGCGUAUGCAAUAGGAUAUUGGUAUUUUAUUUAUAUGUCUAAUCAGGGAGAAGGUUUUGAUUUUAUGAAAGUGGCGCCUGUUAUAACAGGACCUUUUUUCAUAGUAGUUGGUUGUAAAUUUCUUAAUUUAUGGUAUAAAAGAAAUGAAACUAAUGAAGAAUCUCAACUUGAACAUUUAAGAGCCAAACAAAAACUUAAACUAGAAGAAAUGAAAAAGAGAACUAGUUAUUAUUUAACUAAGACUUUGCUAGAUAGAUAUGAUUCACCAACAAAUUCUCCAAUAAAUCAACAACAGCAACCAAUGACUCCCGGUCAAAAAAUUACAUCAAUGACAACACCUGUUGUUGAUUCUUCGUCACCAAGAAGAGGUCGAUCCACAUCACCAAAACUAACUAGUAGAGAUUCUUCAUCAGAUCCAGAAACAUUAAAUGAAAAAUACGAUGGUUAUGAUGAUGAGAUUGCUGUUAGCGAAAAAAAAGGUAGUCAUCAUCGUACUGAUGACAAUGACAGUGAUGAUGAUUUGUAG
Molecule: messenger RNA, 831 nt
Organism: Entrophospora sp. SA101
Lineage: Eukaryota; Fungi; Glomeromycota; Glomeromycetes; Entrophosporales; Entrophosporaceae
Source: the annotation of a GenBank genome assembly